Molecule: messenger RNA, 907 nt
Organism: Elaeis guineensis (African oil palm)
Lineage: Eukaryota; Viridiplantae; Streptophyta; Magnoliopsida; Arecales; Arecaceae
Source: RefSeq, a predicted model, not a curated record
AUGGAGGAUUUAGAAAAGUUAAUGGUUAGGAUGAUGGAAUCUCGUAUCGCGAGUAGUGAGUUUUCAAAGAUCACCCUAGAAACUAACCCGGUCAAAUUGGAUGGGCCGGGUACCUACUUAAGUUGGACGCGACAUGUUCGUCUAAUUUUAGAGUCUCACAAUCUUGAGGGGUUUAUAAGUGGUACUGCAAAAAGGCCAGAAGGAGAUGUGAUAGCUGUUAGACAGUGGAACUCUAAUAAUUCUCGAGUGGUAACAUGGCUCCUUGCCUCUAUGGUACCAAGUGUUGCUCAUACGGUUGAGGCACUGACGAAUGCUUAUGAGUUAUGGCAGGCUGUAGCCACAACUUAUUCCUAUAAAGGUAAUAAUAUGCAUGCCCAUAAGAUCCAACGAGAGCUUCGGGGACUUACUCAAGGUUCCCGAUCUGUAACAGAGUAUGUUGGAGAAUUAAAAAGGUUGUGGAACGAUUUUGAUUUUUAUAGUCCCUUUACCCCUACUCAUCCUAAUGAUGUUGAUGUGUUCCGCAAAUGGAUAGAGCGUCAGUGCCUUGUGGAUUUUUUGGAUGGACUAAACCCAGAGUUUGAGUAUCGACGCUCUUCUAUUCUUAGUACACAGGAAUGGCCAACUCUUGAUGAAGCUAUUUCCUUGGUUCUUAGUGAAGAAACUCGAUUAGCCACUAUGUCUUCUUCUACGGACACAGCUAUACGAUCUGUACUUGUGGUACAGCCAACUAUUCUUGAAAGCUCUUCUCCUAUCAUUUCAACUCAAGAAACUCAGCCUCGACCUCGUGGGGUUAAGAUUUGUGACCACUGUCAUAAGCCGGGCCACAUCAAAGCUUACUGCUAUGAGCUGCAUGGUCGUCCAACUAGAGGCCGUGGUCGUGGAGGUGGUCGUUCUGGUAGAGGCCGAG